AUGGCAAAUCUCGAAGAAACCGUCUUGCUCGAAAAGCCUUCGGGCGCAGGAUCGUCCGAUUCAGUCACAUUUGGAGUUGAGCGCAUGAACUUGAUUGUCAAGGUUCAGCGAGGAGUUUUUCAUUUCAAGACUCUUUACCUUUUCACUAGGAGCGAUAUCAAGACCGUGCUCGCGCCUCAAAUUAUCUUCAUCCUUUCGGCGGUGCUCAGCCGCCAGCCUCUCACGACAGUUCAAAGUGAGACGAUGCCUGAAGCUGUACAGCGGCUGCCCCUAGCGAUAGUGUGGAUAUGGCUCAAUCUUGUUGUGUGCGGUAUCUCGAACCAACGCCUAGAAAACUCGAUAAUCGAAGACGGACUCAAUAAACCCUGGCGCCCACUCGCUGCGAAGCGACUGACUCCCGAGCAGGCGCAAAGAUUGCUCCUCGGGAUGAUACCGUUAGUAGUCGGUACCAGCGCAGUUUUGGGUGGGUUCAAGCCGACAUUGUCGAUGAUGACGCUACUUUGGAUGUACAACGACCUCGACGGCAGCAGCAUCAACAUUUGGGCACGCAACGCCAUCAACACAGGCGGGAUCAUGUGUUUCAGUGCUGGAUCGCUUGAGGUUCUCUCACGGGGAGAGCUUUUGCCCAAGUCAUGGGCUUGGAUCGGGCUGACUGGUGCCGCAAUUGCGACGACUGUCCAAGCAUUGGAUUUCCCUGACAUGGAGGGAGAUAGAGCGCGGGGCCGGAAAACCAUUCCACUUUUAUACGGCGAGACUGUUGCUCGUGGCGGCCUUGUGGCCAUGGUCUUGAUCUGGUCGAUUGUAUGCCCGAUGUUCUGGGAGCUCCGGCCUGUCUUCUGGGCUGCGCCUGUCGGCGUGGGAAUCCUCAUGGCGGUACUGACUAUGUUUAGACGGGACGAGAAGUCUGAUAACGUUGUGGCAAAGCUGUGGUGUUUGUGGAUAUCCGUUCUGUAUAUUUUACCUCUCUUUACUAGAUGA
Messenger RNA from Colletotrichum spaethianum, 978 nucleotides. RefSeq names its product fumagillin beta-trans-bergamotene synthase af520. The record is from RefSeq and is a predicted model, not a curated record. NCBI's taxonomy places the organism in Eukaryota, Fungi, Ascomycota, Sordariomycetes, Glomerellales, Glomerellaceae. The transcript has 2 exons. Gene Ontology annotation, molecular function: transferase activity, transferring alkyl or aryl (other than methyl) groups. Gene Ontology annotation, cellular component: membrane. Bases 1 to 978 code for a protein of 325 amino acids.